Messenger RNA from Fraxinus pennsylvanica, 999 nucleotides. The record is from the annotation of a GenBank genome assembly. Lineage: Eukaryota; Viridiplantae; Streptophyta; Magnoliopsida; Lamiales; Oleaceae.
AUGGCUAUCAGAGGCGUCGAUUUCAAAUGGUAUGAUGGGUUCUUCCUGUCGAUGCUUGCGACAAGUAUAAUUAUUGUGGCGAUCAACUGGAGGAGAUACCAUCUUUGUACACACCCAUUGCACAUAUGGAUUGUGGUUGACUACACUACAGUGUUUGUUUUCCGCCUCUUGAUGUUUGUGGACAAUGGACUGGCUGCUGGAAUGGGAUUGGAUUUUGGUCGGCAACAAAGAUAUGCCCGCUUCUGUGGAAGGAUAGUUGUACUAUCCAUUCUAGCUCUACUGCUUUACCCAUUCCUUUGGGCUUGGACCAUUAUUGGUACACUAUGGUUCACUAGUGCAAGAAACUGCCAAGGAAUCCCUAUAUCAGAAUAUGGGGUUUUUGUUGACUUGAUUAGAGUGCCAGAUUGGGCUUUCGAAGCUGCUGGCCAGGAAAUGAGAGGGAUGGGGCAAGAUACAGCUGCCUACCAGCCAGGAAUAUACUUGACAACAGCACAGAGAGAAGCGGUGGAGGCUUUAAUUCAAGAACUUCCAAAGUUCACGCUUAAGACUGUUCCUGUUGAUUGCAGUGAGUGUCCAAUCUGUUUGGAAGAGUUUCGUGUGGGAAAUGAGGUUCGUGGUCUUCCAUGUGCUCAUAAUUUCCAUGUUGAGUGCAUUGAUGAGUGGCUUCGGCUGAAUAUAAAAUGCCCUAGAUGCCGUUGUUCUGUCUUUCCAAACCUCGACUUAAGUGCCUUAUCCAAUAUCCGUGCCGAUGCAGAGCGGCCAUCAUCCAAUGUACUGACUACAACUCAAUAUGUGAGAACCCAACCUCCUAGCCAGAGCUAUCUCUUGAGACUACAGGGAUUGCUUCGUCAAGUUCAUGCAGAGAAUACCGGGUCUGUCAGUGAAGCAAACAGUGUGGAAACAACUGAAAACAGAGGCCUACCAAUUGCAACUCCUGGUCGAGCUACUACAGAGCCUGUGCAGGUAGUGGUUGAACAGUCAAUAACCCCUCGAUCUUGA